CUUUUACAGGAUCCCAAAAUUACCCUUUCAACAACUAGCAAAGGCACGCUCCUUUUGAAUCCAUCGCCUGAAUGUUCGCCUUCUUACUUGCGCAUGUAAUAACAGCAUGCUGGAACACAGCCAACACUUGCAGACACCAGACCCGGUACCAGUGCUCGCGAUGGAGGGCUUGUGGAUCGAGCGAUUCGAAUCACUGAUUGCAGGGUUUCUCAUAGCGUCUGCUGUCACUACGUCCUACGCCAUUACUGGCUGCUCCACCGCUCUGGUUUCAUGAUUAUGUCAUCCCGAUCCGCGGCGAGCCCCUACUUCUGGAACAAAUCUACUACACUUUGCCCUUGCUGUCGCAAUAUCCUCGACUCUUAAUGAUUUGGGGUCCCCCGUGAAUUCUGUGCCUUCACUGCGCGAGGGCUUGAUAAUAUCCAACGGUUUUCUAGAAGCGUGCCAAACGCCCCUUAUUUUUUUUAAUCCUAUUUACUUAUGCACAAGAUCACCAUACACAUGUCUCUCUGGGCAAGACUUUUCUUCAUCAGCAUCGCAAUUGCAUCUGCUCAGACCGCGGCCCCUGGACAGAAUGACUACAGGUUCCCAAAUUCGCAGGUCCUCGCAACACAACAAAAAGUUGCAAACUAUAACCAUCCGUUGCGCGAGAUGGUGGGUGGUGGCGAGCAGAAAGAUAUCAAAUACGCCUUUCUCGACUCCAAGAUGCUGCAAGUGGGCUGUCCAUCUGAGCAGGCUACAAUUGGUCUGCCACUCCUCCCGCUGCGGAACUGGAACGAAGCCCACACUCACCUAGACAGACACAGCGGGACACACAGCAUCAGAAAUACGACCAAAACAAGUCAUCUGGAGAUGAUGGAUAUUUGGAACCAUCGAAAGAUCGACCAUCUUGAGUUUGUCAAGGUUGAGGUGCUUCAGCACGAUCGUAUGCAAGUCGUUACACACCCCGACUUCGACGCACCCGUACUGAUCAAGACUGCGAGUUUCCCAUGGGAAAUCUUGUCUCUGGAGCGGGAGGCCACGGUGUACGGUCUCCUUCAUGGCUCGGGGGCCACGCCAGAAUUUCAUGGCCACGUCACCGAGGGCGGUCGAGUUAUUGGAUUCAUCACCGAGUAUAUAGCAGAGGUGCCGUCGAUAAGGGGCAGAAACAUGCAAGGUUGUCUGGCCGCUCUUCGCACUCUUCAUCGGAGAGGGAUCGCUCAUGGGGAUGCUCAUGAUGGGAAUUGUCUAAUACGCAAAGAUGGGUCAGCCGUUCUUAUUGAUUUUGAGUUGUCCGUGGAGACAUGGUCGCUGGAAGAAUUUGAGAGAGACUUGGAUAUAAUAGGUCGCUGUAUUCAAGAGUUAUCUGAGCAUCCUUAUUAAUAGCGCUCGCAGACCACCUAUGAGAAAAUACACAGACUUACCGAA
Messenger RNA from Hyaloscypha bicolor E, 1404 nucleotides. RefSeq lists its product as uncharacterized. The record is from RefSeq and is a predicted model, not a curated record. Lineage: Eukaryota; Fungi; Ascomycota; Leotiomycetes; Helotiales; Hyaloscyphaceae. Bases 499 to 1359 code for a protein of 286 amino acids. The transcript has a single exon.